Molecule: messenger RNA, 1758 nt
Organism: Abrus precatorius (Indian licorice)
Lineage: Eukaryota; Viridiplantae; Streptophyta; Magnoliopsida; Fabales; Fabaceae
Product: vacuolar cation/proton exchanger 3-like
Exons: 12
Coding region: 106-1464 (452 amino acids)
Biological process (GO): calcium ion transmembrane transport; intracellular calcium ion homeostasis
Cellular component (GO): plant-type vacuole membrane
Molecular function (GO): calcium:proton antiporter activity
Source: RefSeq, a predicted model, not a curated record
AACAUAAUCAGUGCCACAAAUUGUAGUCAUCUUCACUGUGCUUUUGUCAUUUACCCCACAACACGAGUUCAGCUCUAGCUACAGUUCGUUAAAAGAAAAAAAUCAAUGGGUUCUCGAAACCAAGAAGCAUGGCUCUUGGAGAAUGGGAAUAACAACGUUAACCACAAGGGGUUGAGCAAGGAAAUGAGACAUGGAAGAACAGCACAUAACAUGUCAUCAUCUUCAAUGCGCAAGAAAUCUGACCUCACUAUUGUCACCAAGCUUCGUUCGGGUCUCCUUAGAAACAUCCUCGUUAACAUCCAAGAGGUUAUUCUUGGAACCAAACUCUCUGUUUUGUUCCCAGCUAUUCCUCUUGCCGUCGUUGCUCAAUGCUUUGGCUUUGCUCGGCCUUGGGUUUUUGCGUUGAGUUUACUUGGGCUUACCCCACUCGCCGAACGAGUCAGCUUCUUGACAGAGCAGGUGGCUUAUUAUACAGGUCCCACAGUGGGAGGACUUUUAAAUGCAACAUGUGGGAAUGUUACAGAGCUCAUCAUAGCAAUUUUUGCACUUAGCCACAACAAAAUUGCUGUGGUCAAAUAUUCUCUCCUGGGUUCCAUCCUUUCGAACCUUCUUUUGGUUCUUGGAACCUCUCUAUUCUGUGGUGGCAUUGCAAACCUUAGACAGGAACAGAAAUAUGAUAGAAGACAAGCAGAUAUGAACUUGCUUAUGCUGUUUGUGGCAUUGUUAUGCCACUUGCUUCCAAUGCUCUUUCAUUAUGGUGGAGCCUCAGUAGGUGCCACUGCAGACUCAUCACUGCACUUGUCAAGAGCUGCUAGCAUUGUUAUGGUGACUGCAUAUAGUGCUUACCUUAUCUUCCAGUUGUGGACUCACCGGAAACUAUUUGAAGCCCAAGAUGAAGAUGAUGAAGAGGGUGACAAUGCUUCAGAAGAAGCAGUGAUAGGAUUCUGGAGUGCAAUUGCCUGGCUGGUCGGGAUGACUGUACUCAUUGCCUUGCUGUCUGAAUAUGUGGUGCAAACAAUUGAGGAUGCAUCUGAUUCAUGGGGCUUGUCUAUCAGUUUCCUGAGCAUAAUCUUACUGCCAAUAGUUGGCAAUGCAGCUGAACAUGCAGGAGCUAUCAUAUUCGCUUUCAAGAACAAGCUGGACAUUACAUUGGGUGUUUCCUUGGGUUCUUCAACUCAAAUUAGCAUGUUUGUGGUUCCACUAUGUGUAAUUGUUUCUUGGAUUCUGGGAAUCAAAAUGGACCUCAACCUCAACCUUCUAGAGACAGUUUCUCUUGCUGUGGCAAUAGUAACCACAGCCUUCGCAUUACAGGACGGAACUUCUCACUACAUGAAAGGCCUUGUUCUCAUUCUCUGCUACGUUGUCAUUGGGGCUUGCUUUUUUGUGCAAAGAAUUCCCUUCAACCAAAGUAAUGUUACUAAUGUAACGCUUAAACCAGCAACUGAAGCAGCUUUUACAGCUUAAAAGGCAUAUUGGCCGAUUUUGGUCUCUGAGAUAAAGGGUUUGCAGCAUCCUAACUUAAAAUAAGAUUCAAUGGAUUUAUUAUUUGUUCAUUUAAUCAUUGUCAUCCCCAGACUGAAGGCCGAAGAAGGUUGCAUGCAAUUGCAAUGUAUUUGGUUGUGGUCUUUGUAUAUAGUUCUCUUCAACAAGUUUUGUGUCAAGAUUCUCUUCAUGUAAUGUAGAUGAGAGUUGUGACAUUAUUUUCAAAUAAUAUGAGAACUGUGUUCUUUGGAAUUUGAGGUGAAGAACUCCUUGUGU